AAGCCUUGAUUCCCAGGGAAGAAUGGCAGUGACCCCGCACGGAUUGGGGACCCAGUCAGGCAGCCCAGAAAGAGGGACAUUGUACAAACAGAUGUAAAGACUCACUAACAUGUGUGAACCUGUCUGCAAGUCUGGAAAGAAUCCAGUUUCAACCAAUUGGUUCCAUCUGAAUAUGUUCCAGCUCAUCCGACGUUCCACCACGAGGUUAAGAGAUAUGGAGAUUUCCACAAGGAUUUGGAGAGGAGCCCCAGUAGUUACUAAAAUUCUGCAUUAGAUCUGUCAGGAAAGAUAGAUGGACUUCAAGGCAAUUGCCCAACAAACUGCCCAAGAAGUUUUAGGUUGUAAUCGAGAUACAUCAGGCUGGAAAGUGGUUAAAACUUCACUAAUUAUUGGUGGAUUUUUAUUCUCCUUUGAGAAAAAGAUAACUGUUUCCAGUAAGGCUUCUAGAAAAUUCCAUGGAAAUCUAUAUUGUGUUGAAGGGAUAAUUCCAGAAUCAGCAGCUAAACUAUCUGAUUUCCUCUACCAAACUGGAGACAGAAUUACAUGGGAUAAAUCAUUGCAAGUGUAUAAUAUGCUACACAGGAUUGAUUCGGACACAUUCAUAUGUCAUACCAUUACACAAAGUUUUGCCAUGGGCUCCAUUUCCCCUCGAGACUUUAUCGACUUAGUGUACAUCAAGCGCUAUGAAGGAAAUAUGAACAUUAUCAGUUUUAAAAGUGUGGAUUUUCCAGAAUAUCCUCCAUCUUCAAAUUAUAUCCGCGGUUAUAACCAUCCUUGUGGCUUUGUAUGUUCACCAAUGAAAGAAAACCCAGCAUAUUCCAAACUAGUGAUGUUUGUCCAGACAGAAAUGAGAGGAAAAUUGUCCCCAUCAAUAAUUGAAAAAACCAUGCCUUCCAACUUAGUAAACUUCAUCCUCAAUGCAAAAGAUGGAAUAAAGGCACACAAAACUCCAUCAAGACGUGGAUUUCAUCAUAAUAGUCAUUCAUGAUACCAAGAGAAGAAAUGAGGCCAUUCUGCUAUAAAAUCAUGUGUAGUAGUUAUUGCUGUUUACUUCUAAGUCAACACACAUAAAUAAUACUGUUAAACUAUUCUAGACAGUAUUCUUGUACACAUGGCUGAAGAUAGUUCAUAAAAAUAAGAACUCAUAGUUGUACAAGAAUAUGGCAUUAAAUACAGUUUUUAAUCUCACAUAAGAAUGAUGUUAAAUAAAAGUGUUAUUAGUAUA
This is a messenger RNA of Gorilla gorilla gorilla (western lowland gorilla), 1225 nucleotides long. RefSeq names its product StAR related lipid transfer domain containing 6 (gene STARD6). Gene Ontology annotation, molecular function: lipid binding. The coding region runs from base 293 to 988 and encodes 231 amino acids. NCBI's taxonomy places the organism in Eukaryota, Metazoa, Chordata, Mammalia, Primates, Hominidae. The record is from RefSeq and is a predicted model, not a curated record. The transcript is spliced from 9 exons.